AUAACAACGAGACCCCAAGACAGUUAUAUACAAAUGCUCCAAUCAAUUGAGAAUCGAUGCUCGUUUUACAAUGAAAGCUUGACCGAAAUAAACAGAUGCGCCAUUAGUGGCUGCUAAACCUCGGCGCUGCCAAAAGGACGCGAUGCACUAACACGGCAGGACAGUUUUCUUAGUGCGGGGGAUUUUUUCAAGACAACUUUUCCCCGAAACUAAAAAUUGAUGAGAAGGAGACGAGCGCUUGGCGAUUCUGCGCAACAUAGAGAUUGAUUUCAGUCUUGUUUGUUUGCGAGUCCGAGGAGAGCGGUUUGAAUUUGAUGAGGCCCAUCGCUGGCUGGCGAUAGCGCGAGGGGCGAAUCUCUUGCUCAGACAGGGCCCUCUACUCACUUCGACUCAUCUCAUCUCACCUCAUCUCACCCUCACUCGCCUCCUUUCAUCACCGCCAUGGACGCCAUCCAGGACCGCAUCGCCCUGCUGCUGGACUGGGCCGCCUCGCACCACGCAACGCUGCACCCGUCCGCCGAGAUCUACGACGACCCGGACACUGGCCUCUCGUUCCGCGUCCGGCCGUCGGCAGCGCCCAUUGCGCCCUACGAGCCCAUUGUCAGCCUGCCGACGACGCUGAGCCUCUCGUACGCAAACGCCCUGCAGCCAACGCCGGCUUUUCCCCGCGAAUUCCUCUCCCGGGCGCGGCCCCAUGUGAUUGGCCGCCUGUUGCUCAUCAAGGAGCUGCUCAGGGGCGAGGAGUCCUUCUGGUGGCCCUAUAUCCAGGCGCUGCCGCAGCCCGAGGACGUCGACGACUGGGCGCUGCCGCCGUUUUGGCCCGAGGAGGAGGCCGAGCUGCUCGAGGGCACGAAUGUCGAGGUUGGGCUGGACAAGAUCCGCGACGACCUGAAGCGCGAGUUUCGCGAGGCCAAGGCGAUGCUGCUGGCGUCGCAAAAGGACGCCGAGGACGAUUUCAGCGAGCUGCUGACGCGGGAGCUGUACAACUGGGCGUACUGCAUCUUCUCGAGCCGCUCCUUCAGGGCAUCGCUGGUCAUGACGGAGGCGCAGCAGCAGGCCCUGCCCGAGGACGUGUCGGUCGACGACUUUUCGGUGCUGCUGCCGCUGUUUGACAUUGGCAACCACGACAUGGCGGUGGACGUCCGGUGGGAGCUUGACGCUGCAAACUCAGGGGCUGCGUGCCAGCUCAGGGUCGGGAGGGAGCACCAGCCCGGGCAGCAAAUCUUCAACAACUACAGCCCCAAGACGAACGCCGAGCUGCUGCUGGGCUACGGCUUCAUGCUGCCCGUCACGGACGAGCUGCACAACGACUACAUCCACGUGCGGAAACGCACCGCCCCUUCGGCUCCUCUGCCGUCCAACCCUCAGUCCGGCAGCAGCAUGCCCGAGGAGUACCUCAUCUCCCUGCGGCCCGUGACCGAUCCAUCCUCGCUGCUCGCCGCGUCCAAGCAGGCUCUCGUCGUCAACCCGCCCGCGCUGGGCCUCCUCGGCGCAUUCAAGCACGUGCAGCACGACAUGGUGUGGGACAUUUUCAUGACGCUGCUGCAGCACUCGUCCAUCCCGCUCAUCAAGCUCAUCCCGCUAAACUCAAACACGUUCCCGUCGGAGGAAGAGGCGGUGCGGCAGCGCCAGGAGCGCUUCUUCUCCGGGCACGUCAACGACGAGUGCCACGAGUACCUGGAGCAGACGGUGGCCAUUAUCCAGCACAAGGUGCUGCAGGAGCUGGAGCGGCUCAACGAGACGGACAUGGAGGUGGUGGGCGACGACGUGGACCUGCUGUCGCCGAAUCAGCGGCUGGCGCUCGAGUAUCGCGAGCGGUGCAGGCGGGUGCUGGAGAAGACGCUGGGGACGAUGGGGGAGGAUGAGAUGCUGCAAUAUGACGAAUGAAUGACUGGAUGAUGGAUGAUACCAAAAAGUGGUCAUAAAAAUAUAGACAUAUAUAUAUAGUAAUGUUAUUUCGUUGGAAAGCAAUUAUAUCCGAGGGACGCUCGCUUUGUGUUGAACCAUCUAGUUAUGUACAAAAGGAUAUCUAGACAAAAACAAAUAGAAGAAAGCAAUCAUGACGAGCCAUCCAGCGCAUCCUUCAACUCAGCCUGCAUCAGCGCCUCCUCGAGGGGAAUCU
This is a messenger RNA of Trichoderma atroviride IMI 206040, 2122 nucleotides long. The record is from RefSeq and is a predicted model, not a curated record. NCBI's taxonomy places the organism in Eukaryota, Fungi, Ascomycota, Sordariomycetes, Hypocreales, Hypocreaceae.